CACCAAGCAUUUCCGCCAUUCCAUUGCCUUCCAUAUUUAUUGCCGACCAACCUGUCCUCAAAAUCCACAACUCCACCCUCUCUCAGACUCUCUUUGCGCACCAGCCACAAAGAGCCCGAACAAGGACCCCCAAAAACUGACGCAACAGAACCCUCUUUUGCGCAACUUCCACUCUGACAACCCAACAAACAUCACCACCACCAAACGAUCAAGAGAAAAGAACAACACUAGUCCUCUACCACAAAACUGCCAAUACCAACAAGUCACAUACCUAUCACACAUACACACAUAUACACCGCCCACCAUGGAUGACUGGGACACUGCCACCAAGAUCGGCUCCAAGGUCCGCGGCGGAGGAACGCAGAGAGAGACCGUUAUCAAGGGCAAGAGCGCCCUCAACGCCGCCCAGCGCAGCGGUUCCGUUAUUGGCACCGAGAAGAAGUACGCCGCUGGCAAUGCUGCUACCAAGCCCGGCGUCGAGGGCCAGCGCCUGACAAAGGUCGACCGCUCCGACGACAUCAUCAAGCCCAACACGGUCGGCAAGGAAGUCGGCGAUGCCAUCUCCCAGACGCGCCAGAAGAUGGAGCCCAAGAUGACCCAGAAGGACCUCGCAACUAAGUGCAACACCACCCAGUCCAUCGUCGCCGACUUUGAGCGCGGCUCCGCCGCCCCCGACCAGAAGAUCCUCGCUGCCAUGGAGCGCGUUCUCAACGUCAAGCUGCGCGGCAACGACAUUGGCGCCCCCCGGUUCGCCAAGAAGAAAUGAGGGGGCUUGUCCUCCAUGGAAAACGGAGGCCUCUAAUCUUAUUCUCGCACUCUUUUGUGUGUCGAACCCCGAACGGUGGGAAAAUGUUACGGGGGU
Molecule: messenger RNA, 862 nt
Organism: Colletotrichum destructivum
Lineage: Eukaryota; Fungi; Ascomycota; Sordariomycetes; Glomerellales; Glomerellaceae
Product: Putative multiprotein bridging factor 1
Exons: 2
Coding region: 305-766 (153 amino acids)
Cellular component (GO): nucleus
Molecular function (GO): DNA binding
Source: RefSeq, a predicted model, not a curated record